Molecule: messenger RNA, 2000 nt
Organism: Hypomesus transpacificus
Lineage: Eukaryota; Metazoa; Chordata; Actinopteri; Osmeriformes; Osmeridae
Gene: me1
Product: malic enzyme 1, NADP(+)-dependent, cytosolic
Exons: 14
Coding region: 21-1745 (574 amino acids)
Biological process (GO): pyruvate metabolic process; malate metabolic process
Cellular component (GO): mitochondrion
Molecular function (GO): malate dehydrogenase (decarboxylating) (NAD+) activity; NAD binding; malate dehydrogenase (decarboxylating) (NADP+) activity
Source: RefSeq, a predicted model, not a curated record
GGGAAUCGGUCGAGACGGAGAUGCAUAAAUCUGAAGACCAAAGCAAGACCUUUGUUUACACAAAGAAGAGGGGGUAUGACGUUACACGAAACCCCCACCUGAACAAGGGCAUGGCGUUCUCCCUGGAGGAACGCCUUCAGCUGGGCAUCCACGGCCUGCUGCCCCCCUGCUUCCUGUCCCAGGACGUCCAGCUCCUCCGCGUGCUCCGCAACUUCGACAGGAAGAAGGACGACCUCGACAGGUAUGUGUUCCUGAUGGGGCUGCAGGACCGGAAUGAGAAGCUGUUCUACCGUGUGCUCACCUCCGACACAGAGAGGUUCAUGCCCAUCGUCUACACCCCCACGGUGGGUCUGGCCUGCCAGCAGUACGGCCUCGCCUUCAGGAGACCCAGGGGUCUCUUCAUUACCAUCCAUGACCGCCAUCACAUCUCCACCAUGCUGCAGAGCUGGCCCGAGCUAGACAUACGGGCGGUGUGUGUGACGGACGGGGAGCGUAUCCUGGGUCUGGGGGACCUGGGCUGCUAUGGCAUGGGCAUCCCUGUGGGCAAGCUGGCCCUCUACACCGCCUGCGGAGGCAUGCCACCCCAGCAGUGUCUGCCCGUCAUGCUGGACGUGGGCACAGACAACCAGGAACUGCUCAAGGACCCUCUGUAUAUCGGCCUGAGGCAGAAGAGGGUGAGGGGUGCAGCCUACGAUGAGCUGCUGGAUGAGUUCAUGAAGGCUGUCACGGACCGGUAUGGGAUGGACUGCCUCAUCCAGUUUGAGGACUUUGCUAACACCAACGCCUUCCGCCUGCUGACCAAGUAUCGCAACAAGUACUGCACCUUCAACGACGACAUCCAGGGUACGGCUGCCGUGGCGGUGGCCGGUCUCCUCGCUGCCCUCCGCAUCACCAAGAGCAAGAUGUCAGACCAUACCAUUGUGUUCCAGGGGGCGGGGGAGGCUGCAAUGGGGAUAGCUGACCUCAUCGCCAUGUCGAUGGAGAAGGAGGGGCUUCCGAUGGAGAAGUGUCUGAAGAAGAUCUGGAUGGUUGAUUCUAAGGGCCUCAUCGUCAAGGGCAGGGACCACCUGACCCAUGAGAAGGAGAAGUUUGCCCACGAGCACAAAGAGAUGAGGAGAUUGGAAGACGUGGUGAAGGAACUCAAGCCUACAGCCAUCAUAGGUGUGGCGGCCAUCGCUGGAGCCUUCACAGAGCAGAUCAUCAAGGACAUGGCCUCCUUUAACCAACGCCCAAUCAUCUUCGCUCUCAGCAAUCCCACCAGCAAGGCAGAGUGCACCGCCGAACAGUGCUACACUCUCACAGAGGGGCGGGGCAUUUUUGCCAGCGGGAGUCCGUUUGACCCCGUGACCUUGCCUGAUGGCAGGAAGUUCUACCCCGGCCAGGGCAACAACUCCUACGUGUUCCCUGGAGUCGGUCUGGGGGUCACAGCCUGCGCCAUAAGAACCAUAACAGACGAGGUCUUCCUCACCACUGCAGAGACUAUCGCAGAGCUUGUCACAGAGCAGGACCUGGCAGAAGGGAGACUGUACCCUCCUCUCAACACCAUCAGAGACGUUUCCCUGAAGCUGGCUGUCAAGAUUGUGGAGUAUGCCUAUGAGCACAACAUGGCGUCCCUGCAUCCCGAGCCCCAGGACAAGUUGGCGUUCGUGCGCUCGCUGGUCUACAGCACGGACUAUGACGAGUUUGCCGUGGACGCCUACCGCUGGCCCGAAGACUCCAUGACCGUCCAGGCCUGCAAACUGUGAUGUGGAGGGCAGAGAAGGGAGGGAACCGAUGAAAGAAGGACGGGCACAGGGUGCACAGGGACUCUUUAUCAACGGUGACACAGACAGACGGUGACACAGUGACAAACACCGACACAGACAUAUGCUAAAAGACGGCUUCUAAAGUUCAAAUACGGGAAGACAAUGUUGUUGUAAAAAAUCUUUAUGAAUGUUCUAGCUACGCACCAAGAGUACCAACAUGGUCAAAAUAAAGGCUGUCAAGUGAAGUAAAGUCAU